GCGUUCUGCUUGCCUAUUGGUUAAAGCCCUCGCAGUUAAAAUUUUUAUCGAAAUAAAACACGAUAAACCUGGAUUUCUCAUCAUCCAACGAAUGUCCUGGGUCAUCUAAUCUAACUCAUAUAUUUUUAAUGAAUUUAUUAAAACAGUGUUUCACCGUAAUACCGCGAUGGUGGUUCGAAAGAUUUUGAAUCCUGUGUUUUAUUUUCAUCUGUAGCUGAACGAAAUCAUCAUCGCAAACUCAUCAGAAAAAGAUAUUUCAAAAUGAAAUCUACUUUACACGGGGAAGAAUAAUGGGCAAUCAACCGACUAUGAAAUUUUUGUCGCGAUGAAUUUUCCUAAGCUCGUACCUAUACUAUUGAUACAUACGUUUAUAUUUUGCCUGAACACGAACUACUCAAAUGCAAAAUCAGGUAAGGAAACGUGGAAAGUGUUUUCAGAUGAAAACGCCAUAUGGUUCAAUCACUUGGCGGUAGAUGAAUAUGGAAGAUGGGUAUAUAUAAGCAGAUAUAACCAUAUCUAUCAAUUAUCAACGGAUCUCGAACUACAAAUUAAUUACACUAUUUCGGAACUCAGUCCUUUAGAUUGUACUGCUCCCAACUGUUCACAUAAAUUGAUACGAAAUACGACAACGUCCAAUCGGAACGAAGUGCUAGUAUUGGACUAUCAGAAUCAGCAACUAAUAUCGUGCGGUAUUUUUUUCGAUGGUAUCUGUCAUGCUCACGAUAUGAGUAAUAUUUCGAAAAUCAGGACAAUUACGUUUGAACCUGUAGCCGGGGAAAUUGAACUUUAUAGGUCAACAACUGUAGCCUUCAUAGCUCCCACUUUACUAAAGAAUUCAUCAACACCACUAUCAACAUUGUACAUUGGUUUCGUUCCUGCCUAUAAUGAAAGUUUGAUACAAACAGUAACUAUCAAAAAUCUAGAACGAGAACAUUUUUCAUCAGCUCUUACACAAAAUACUGCCUUUCGUUUUACGAUAAACAAGUGUCCCUUGGAUCGCUACGAUGGAUUAAUUUAUGGUUUCAGUUUCCAAAAUGUCGGCUAUCUUAUCACCGAGAACUAUUUGUAUGAUUUGAAUAAUCGGGUAGGUGAGUAUCCAAUUGUGACAGAUACUCAUAAAGACAUCAAUUCGUGCAAGAGAGUUCCCAUAAUGUGCAAUUCGGGUCCAAGUGGAACACUAAUUAUAGGAGACAUCACACAGGUCUACAUCCAAAAGCGAAAUCCAGAUUCUGGUUCAAAAACAGAUUCACAUGAAAUGGAGGAAAAAAUCAUGUUCACACUAAUACUACAAUAUGAUCACGAUGAUUUGACGAUAAGCACCUCCCGAGUAUGUAGGUAUCAAAUAAAUAAAUUACAUUCCCAGUUUCAAAAGAAUGAAACGGUGGUUGGAGACCUGAUAUAUUCGCAUCGACGUAAAAAUAUACGGGUGACAGCAAUGGUAGUUACCUCAAUUAACAAUCACACAAUCGUGUUUUUUGGUACCACAGACGGUCAGCUAGAGAAAAUAUCGAUAAAAGGAGUCGAUUCGCUCGAUUUGUCCACUGCAAAUAAAUAUGCAGAGAUAACGAUUGAUGCGGAAAGCAGGGUAUAUGAUAUGCUAUUUGAUUUAACAAUGAACUUUUUAUAUGUGAUGACCAGCAAUAAACUCAUCAAAGUCAAAAUACAUAAUUGCAACGAAUAUAACACAUCACACGUAUGCUGGACGAUGAAAGAUCCUUAUUGUGGAUGGUGUUUUCCCAGUAAUAAAUGUUGUUUCAAAUCAGAAUGUGAUGUUGAACAAAAUCCCAUCAACUGGGUCUCCUACAAUAUCGAUAAAUGCAUAGACGCAUCUUCAAGUCCCGCAGACGAAUUCUCAAGAACGGCGGAAUCGAAUGUAACUUUCAAAUUAAUAACCCCGCAUCCGUUCAUCAACCAUACAAUAAUAUGUGUAUUCGAAUUUGGCAAUUUCUCUAUCAAUACAACAACCAUGUGCAAUGAAAAUACCAUCAACUGCGUAACACCUUCACCUAAUCAUUUACCUCCAACACCCAUCGAUAAACAUUCCAUAGAAGCUGAGCUAACAGUCCUAUUUCAAAAAAUGCACGUUAUAUUUUACGAUUGUAGUACAUAUGAAACUUGUUCAUCAUGUAUGAGUUCUCCUUAUCCGUGCAAGUGGUAUGUGAAUAAAUUUAGGUGCACGGAUAGUGAAAUUUGGAAAGAGGAUGAUAUAGUAAUAGGCAUGCAUCUUGACAGCUCCAAUUUCCUUCAACCGAAUAGUAGAUCAUUAUAUAAUGGAACUAAAUUCUCAAAGCACUCGAUGUAUUGCCCACAGUUUUUCACCGAAGAUAAAUCAGACAUUUACAUACCUGCCAACACAGUGAAGAGAGAACAAAUACAAGUACGUUAUAAGAUCCCAAUGUUUUUAAAUUAUGAAAAAUUUACAUGUAAAUUUGCAUUCGAUUCUAAAAAAGAGAAGACACAAUUUGGUCAUCUAGAAAGCAGUUAUUCUGCAGGAAAUGCUUCGAAAGAGGGAGAAUUGAAGUGUAAUGAUGAGAUAUUUGCAUAUACUGAAUCGAAACCUUUCAUAACAGUCGAACUGUCUAUUUUAUGGAACGGAUCCAAAGCACUUGACAACACGUACAACACACGUAUUAUCGUGUAUAAAUGCGCCGUUCUGGGCGAUCAAUGCACAACGUGUCUAAAUAAGAACUACUCGUGUAAGUGGAAUUCAGCAACUGGAGAAUGCAUGUACUACAGCUCAGAUGAUGAAUCCACCGUAACUGAUCUCUGGCUGCAAGAUAUACAGGACUGUUCAAGUUCAAAUUCGACAAAAUUUCAAAAAAGCUUGCAAAAAAACCAAUCGACAAAUCGGUUAACCAAAAACAUCCAAAAUUCAACAACAUUUGAAAAAAGCCAGCGACAAAACCAAUCAACAAAUUGGUUAACGGAAAACAUCCAUUUAAUAAUAAUCCUAAUAGUGGCAGUAACAUUCGCUGUAGUCGCAGCAUUCGUGAUUUAUUAUAGAAAGUCUGCAGUUAGAUCGCGAAAAAUGCAACAACAAAUGAAUAAAAUGGGUAUGCAAAUGAUCGCUAUGUCACAAUGCGUAAAACGCGUCGUAAUUGAAAACGAAAUCAAGCUGGACAAAAAUGAAUUAGACAUACUGAGAUUACCAAAUGUCUCCAUCGUAUACGAAUCCUAUCCAGUAUUGGAUGCAAAUGAAAUGGCACCAAGGGCGGAAUAUGAAUUACCGCUGGAUGAAACGUGGGAAAUUCCUCGGGAAAAUGUUGUUCUGGGCGAAUUUCUAGGAGAAGGAGAGUUUGGAAGAGUUGUCAAAGGAAAUGUUUCAGGCCACUUACAGCAACACAACGCCACAACAGUAGCAGUGAAAAUGUUGAAAAAUAACCACAAGGACAAAGAUUUGGUCAAUUUAGUGACCGAAAUGGAACUGAUGAAACUAAUUGGCAGACAUGACAAUGUAAUAAGUCUACUCGGAUGUUGUACACAAAAUGGGCCCUUGCUCGUCAUCAUCGAAUACUCUCCUCAUGGAAAUUUACUCGAUUUCCUCAGAAACUACUACCAACCUUCAACAUCUAGAGAAAAUGAUUUGACUGAAAAAGUCCAGCUUACAUUUGCUCUACAAAUAGCAAGAGGCAUGGAAUACUUGGCUUCUAUAAAACUAAUUCACCGAGACCUCGCUGCUCGAAAUAUCCUGAUAUUUGACGACUACGUGCUGAAAAUAGCUGAUUUUGGAUUAGCCAAAGAUAUUCGAAAUGCUGACUACUAUAAACAAAAGUCCAAAGGUAGAUUACCUGUAAAAUGGAUGGCACCUGAAACUUUAACGCACCGACGUCAUUCCACACAAUCUGAUGUGUGGUCGUACGGUAUUUUGCUUUGGGAGAUUGUGACCUUUGGGGCAGUUCCAUACGCUACGUACGACGAUGCAGAGAAAUUACUUCAAGACAUCGGCUCGGGGUACCGUAUGAAAAAACCUGAAGAUUGUUCAAUGGACAUGUACUGCCUAAUGGUUAAAUGCUGGGACCAUUUUCCAGAAAAUCGACCAGACUUUACAAAAAUCAUUCAUGAUUUAGAAGCCAUACUGAAAAAGAUGGAUGCAGUAAUUGAAGAAUCGGAUUCGGAUUGCUCAAGCAUUAGUUCAGUAUCCAGCCACAAGGCAAAUGAAACCAAUAGUUUACUGUCAGACACUUCUAGUAAUCGUGGAAAAUGAACAGAUUUUUUUUUCAAACAUUUCAGAACAUUUUAUGUGAAGAACUUAGGCUAAAUUCAAUUUAACCAAAUGUACAUAAUAUUUUGUAGGUAAAUUUAAUAAAAUGUUCCCCUUUAAUACGAGGCAUAAUGUGUAGACGUACCCAGAUAUCUCUUGCAACUAUAAGCUGAAGGUAUUAAAUUCAAUAUUAUGUACUUUUUCAUAAUUUUUCAUUCAAUUAUAAAAUAUACCUACGUAAGUAUAAUUUUGCAACUGGAUGAUU
Messenger RNA from Planococcus citri (citrus mealybug), 4466 nucleotides. Its product is annotated as plexin-A4-like. The transcript is spliced from 8 exons. Gene Ontology annotation, cellular component: plasma membrane; signaling receptor complex. Gene Ontology annotation, molecular function: transmembrane receptor protein tyrosine kinase activity; protein binding; ATP binding. NCBI's taxonomy places the organism in Eukaryota, Metazoa, Arthropoda, Insecta, Hemiptera, Pseudococcidae. The record is from RefSeq and is a predicted model, not a curated record. Bases 326 to 4204 code for a protein of 1292 amino acids. Gene Ontology annotation, biological process: positive regulation of kinase activity; protein phosphorylation; multicellular organism development.